AUGGCACAGGAUGAUGACCCGACGCGCGACUCUGCGCCCGACCUCCAGAUUCUAGGCGAUCAAAUCACGUUGCAACCCCGAAGCUAUGUUGAACCACAGCAACAAGAUGGGGAGAAGGAGGAGGCCCUGAUGCAACAUAUGGCUAGAUUUCGCUCCGAGCCCUUACAAUUCCUUCGCGAAGUCUCCCUAUACGUCUCUGGCCAAGGAUGGCGCGCAUAUGAUAGAGUGGUCGGGCAACCGAUAUUUUACUCUGGCUUCUCGGAACAAAUGAAGAAUGCAGUAGUUUCAGCACCACUCCUGCAGUCUCGCAUAGCACAGUUGGCCGAGAUGCGGUUGCAGGUCGAAGAGAAGGAGGGAUGGCUAAGGCAGGACGAUCCCAACUAUGCCAUCAAGAAGGCGCAAAGGCGAUCUGCCAUCGAGCAUGGCCUCCAAGAAGUCACGGAGAAGAUGACCAACGACAUGAUAUGCAAAUUCGAGAGCAAAACCUUCAUUAGGGGCGCCUAUUACUUAUGCACACAAUUGCUGACGCGGGCAUAUCACCAAGGGAUCCACGUCAACAGCGAGGAAGUACUUCGCCUGAGGAAAGUGGCUGAGAUAGCCGCAUCCAAGAAGCAGAGCAUCAUUUUCCUGCCAAGCCACAGAUCACACGUCGAUUAUGUCUCCAUGCAGCUGAUUUGCUACCGUCUGGGCCUCGCUCUGCCAGUUGUCGUAGCUGGGGACAAUCUGAACUUUCCUGUCGUCGGCAGCUUCUUACAACACGCCGGAGCCAUGUGGAUCAGGCGGGCAUUUGGCAACGAUGUCUUGUAUCAGACCGCAGUGCAGGCGUAUAUCGAUACCCUGUUACAAGGCGGAUACAAUUUCGAAUGUUUUAUCGAGGGUGGACGAUCUAGGACCGGAAAACUCCUGUCGCCCAAGUUUGGCAUCCUCAGUUUCGUUUUGGAUAGCAUCCUGUCCGGGAGAGUUGAGGAUGCGGUGAUUUGCCCCGUCAGCACGCAGUACGACAAAGUUAUCGAGACCGAGGGCUAUGUUACUGAGCUCCUGGGUGUACCGAAGAAGAAAGAAAAUCUGGCAGAUUUCUUGACAGACGGCUCCUCGGUGCUAUCGCUGCGGCUUGGCAGAGUAGAUGUUCGUUUUCACGAACCCUGGAGCCUGAGGGGAUACAUUGAUGAUCAACUUUCGAAGAUUUCCAACGUGCCCGCCAAUUUGACAGCGAAAACGCCAGAAUCUGCAGCGGUACGACAGAAACUUCUGCGCACAAUGGGAUACAAGGUUCUCUCAGACAUCAACGAUGUAUCAGUCGUGAUGCCAACAGCUCUGAUUGGAACAGUGCUACUUACACUGCGUGGCCGUGGUGUAGGCAAAGCUGAGCUACUACGUCGUGUCGAAUGGCUCAUUGACCGUGUGAGAGCAAAGGGCGGCCGCGUUGCACACUUUGGCAAUGCUCCGCUUGCCGACGUGAUCGAGCGAGGGCUUGAGGUACUUGGCAAAGACUUGGUAGGCGUUCUUAAUGGUCUGGUAGAGCCGACGUAUUACGCCGUCGACCGGUUCCAGCUAUCAUUUUACCGAAACAUGACGAUCCAUCUCUUCAUCUCCGAAGCUCUCGUGAGCGCUAGUAUGUACACCCGGGUCAAGCAGGGAGGUGGACCAGCACACCAGGAAAUCCCGUAUCAAGAACUACGCGACCAAGUCCUGUUUCUGUCAUCACUAUUCAGAGGUGAAUUCAUCUUCCCGAGCGAAGGAUUGGUGGCCAAUUUGGAGAGAACCUUGGUUGGCCUUGAGAAUGACAGAGUCAUCAACCUUCAUCGGGGAGAGGAUAACAAGAUCCUCAGCGUGGGCAUAGCAGACGAGGAGCGCGUGGCUGGAAGAGAAAACUACGAUUUCUAUUGCUUCUUGAUUUGGCCAUUCAUCGAGGCGAGCUGGUUAGCUGCCGUCUCUUUGAUCAGUUUAACGCCUCCCCCAGGCACCAAUGAAGAUGAUGUCUGGAUUGGUGUCGCCAAGGCUCAGAACAGCGCUCAAUUGCUUGGCAAGACACUGUACCACCAAGGUGACCUGUCAUAUUUCGAAGCUGUAAACAAAGAGACGAUCAAGAACACGUAUCAGCGCUUCGAGGAGGAAGGCAUCAUGUAUGCCGUGAAAUCCAAAGACACCAAAAUUCCACCUCGUCUGCGUCUGGCGUCGGACUGGAUGCCACGGCGCGACGCCGAGUCAGGGGAAAUUCUUGCCGAGGGUCGGCUAUGGGACUUUGUAGGUCGCAUCGCUAGUUCCAGGAGAGAGGGCAAGAACCGCAGGGACGGCGCGACUGUCAGCACUAGGGUUAUUAGACUUGCGGAUAUGUUGGGUAGAAAAUUGUUUGCAGAGGCGGCAGACCCUGCAGCCAAGACAGGGACCAGGUUGAGUGCGCAAGAGGCUCUUCAGGUCCAGAAAGAGGUCAAGGCAGAGAGGCGGAGAAGAAAGCUGGAGGGUAGGGCACAUCUUUAG
This is a messenger RNA of Pestalotiopsis fici W106-1, 2478 nucleotides long. RefSeq lists its product as uncharacterized. Lineage: Eukaryota; Fungi; Ascomycota; Sordariomycetes; Amphisphaeriales; Sporocadaceae. The record is from RefSeq and is a predicted model, not a curated record. The transcript is spliced from 3 exons. Gene Ontology annotation, cellular component: mitochondrial membrane. The coding region runs from base 1 to 2478 and encodes 825 amino acids.